Molecule: messenger RNA, 1521 nt
Organism: Styela clava
Lineage: Eukaryota; Metazoa; Chordata; Ascidiacea; Stolidobranchia; Styelidae
Source: RefSeq, a predicted model, not a curated record
GGAUGCGAACAAAACUCAUCAAGAUCGAGAGAUGGAUUAGUGAACUUAGCCUUAUCCAAAGAACAAACCGCGAGGCGACCAUCCAACUCGGAGAAGACCAACAAAAGACGAAGUCGGACAUGUUGAAAAUCACCCAGGCACUGAACGAGAAAAUUGAAGAAACAAGACUCGAGUUUGAACGGGAAUUACGAAGCCUAAAGAAUAAUGAUUCCCACAACGAUUCCGUACGCAACCGAGUUGAUGAUUUGCACAGUGACAUGGAAGAAGGAAUAAAAUUAAUGAAAGAUCUGUCCGAUAAAGUCCAGAUAUUGGAGGGAAACAUGGACAGCUUGAAUGGAGAGGUCGAUUCUAUGAAACAGAACAUAGAUAUGCUAGUCGGCGAUUUGAAAGCGUUGAAGUGUUCUAUGGACAAUUUCAAAAAAGAAAAUGUAGAAAUGGAUAAAGUUCGAGCUAAAGAGCUGGAAAAUCUGCGUAAAGACGUAGAAAUUAUGAAAGAAAAUCGAUGUAGAUCUGAGGUAUUGGAAUGUUUUGCUGCAGUUCUACAUGACAAAUUUUUUGCUGAAGGAAACUACAACCAGAUUUUAACGGCGAAAUUCACCGCGAACCAAAAAGAAUUACACAUGGAAUUGAAAAUUGAAAUCAGUAAGCAUCCAGAUAAAUUCGAAUUUGUGAAAAGUACUGUUGAGGAGCAUGGAGAAUCUCCCAGUGUCGACGAUGUGAAACAACUGCUCCUGGAGCAGGCAACUACUCAUCCGGUUCUUGGAGCGAUGAUCGGAAACUACACAAAUCGCUUCAUGACUAAUAUCAACAAUAAUUCAAAUGUUCUGAUGUGAAGAAAAUUUUCUCGACUUGAUUUGAUCGCUAUAUAAUUCAUGUUAAACAAUGUACGUAAGCAAUCGCAUCGAAUUAUAAUUUAGCAUAAUGAUUUGUCAUGCUGAGUUAUUUUAUCUUUGCGUCUAUCCGUAAUUAGAUAUAUUUGUGCUAAAUUUUCGCCGGACUAUGAUGGAAAACGGUGCCUAAAAUCAUCGAAUUCUGAAGCCGGCGGUAGUGGCAUCGAGUUAUGUACCCGAUGCAACGUUACACCAUGUGUUACAAUAUCAAAGGCGCCUUAUGGAGGUGCCCGUUGAAGACUAAACAAGGUAGCUGAAAGUAUGAUGACAUGCAACAGUGUAGGCUACUUAUAAUCUGAGUGUUUUAAUAAGUAACCAAAAUAGCAUGAUUUAAACAAUUCUGUUUUCUGUCCGUAAAAUAAAAUUUUCUAUAUUUUUAAACAGUAGGUUAAUAUAAUAGUAGGCUUCAAUAUUUUUUACUCUUGAGUGUGAUCCUUGAAUUAGUGUUUUCUUGCAUAGACAAAAGUCUUUCAAUAUGACCAAGGCCGCGGUAAAACAAUGCCUGCAUGCCGCGAGGCAUCUUUAUAGGGUUUUAUUGAUAAACUUAGACUAAUUAAGUUAAACAAUUUUUCUAGACGUUGUAUACUUUGUGCAAUCUUUUUUAUGAUUUGCAAUAAAUGGCAUAUCGUUA